Messenger RNA from Zymoseptoria tritici IPO323, 1545 nucleotides. RefSeq names its product putative L-ornithine 5-monooxygenase (gene SIDA). The coding region runs from base 1 to 1545 and encodes 514 amino acids. Gene Ontology annotation, biological process: intracellular iron ion homeostasis. NCBI's taxonomy places the organism in Eukaryota, Fungi, Ascomycota, Dothideomycetes, Mycosphaerellales, Mycosphaerellaceae. The record is from RefSeq and is a predicted model, not a curated record. The transcript has 2 exons.
AUGUCACCACACGCUCUAUCCGUCUCGGACGAUACCUCUGAAACUCCAUCGUACCUGGAGAACGAGACUCUCCCAAGCUCACUCGGUGAUGACUUGCCUGCUGUCGUUGGCGAGUCCAACUUGCAGCGUUCCGACGACGACGAUGUCCAAGACCUCGUCUGUGUUGGUUUUGGACCUGCAGCUCUCGCCAUCGCCGUUGCUCUUCACGAUUCUCUCGAAUUGAAAGGCACAAGACUUUCCACCCGCACUCCGAGAGUCCGAUUCCUGGAGCAACAACCCAAGUUCGCAUGGCAUGCUGGUAUGCUCCUGCCCGGAGCCAAGAUGCAAAUCACCUUCAUGAAGGACAUGGCAACACUCCGCAACCCCCGCAGCGAGUUCACCUUUGUCAACUACUUGCACGAGAAGGGUAGACUCGUGUCCUUCACGAAUCUGGGCACCUUCCUGCCACAGCGUAUCGAAUACGAGGACUACAUGCGGUGGUGUGCCGAGCACUUUGCCAACGUUGUCGACUACAGCCAAACGGUGCAAAGUGUGAAGGCAGGCGAGGUCAACCAGAACGGAGCCGCAAAAUACUUCCAGGUCACCUCCCUCAACAAGACUACCGGCGAAUCUCAGACCCUCAAAGCGAAGCAGGUUGUUAUUGCUGCUGGUGGCAAACCGAACAUUCCCAAGGCAUUCCCGUAUCCUCACUCCCGAAUCAUCCACUCUUCGCAAUAUGCCACUCAUGUUCACGACAUCUUCCCCGAUGGCAAGGGACCACGAACAGUUGCCGUCAUUGGCGGCGGCCAGAGUGCAGCAGAAGUCUGGCACAACAUCCCAAGCCGCUUCCCGGGAGCACAGUCGCUUUUGAUGAUCAGAGGGUCUUCCUUGAGACCAAGUGAUGACUCUCCAUUCGUCAACGAAGUCUUCAAUCCCGAUCGAGUCGACGACAUCUAUGCUCAGAGUCCUGAAGUUAGGAAGGCGACGAUUGCACUUGACAAGGCCACCAACUACGGCGUCGUCCGCAUCGAGCUACUCGAGGAAAUCUACAACGAGAUGUACGCCUACCAGCUGAAAUACCGCUCCGAAACCGAGUGGCCUCACCGCAUCCUGAACCACAGAGAGGUUACUGGCGUCCGCGACGUCGAACUCGAUGGAAGGCCUGCCGUUGAGCUCGAAAUCAAGAACAACUCCGGUUCAUAUGUCUCUGCCAAAACCAACAACACGGAGAAGAUCACCGUCGACUUAGUCGUCGUUGCGAGCGGGUACAUCCGCAACUCCCACGAGGAGAUGCUCCACGAUCUACGAGACCGUAUGCCUGGCGGCGACAGCAAGGACAAGCCUUGGUCAGUCGGCCGCGACUACGCCGUCGACUUUGAGGAGGGCGCCGUGGCACCUGAUGCAGGUAUUUUCCUUCAAGGCUGCAACGAGAAGACUCACGGUCUGUCGGAUACGCUGCUCAGCAUCCUCGCCGUGCGUGGAGGAGAAAUGGUCGACCGCAUCUUUGGCAUGUCGGCGGAGGCGCAGAAAAAGUCUGUUCAGAGCUCGUUUGAGCAGAAGCGAUGA